AUGAUCAAAGCUGUGAUUCUCGUUGGGGGCCCUGUCAAAGGUACCAGGUUCCGACCUUUGUCCUUUGACCUCCCCAAGCCUCUGUUUCCGGUGGCCGGUUUCCCCAUCUUACAUCAUCAUCUAGAGGCCUGUAGCCAGAUCCCAGACUUGACUGAAAUCCUUAUCAUCGGAUUCUACCAGCCCAGCGACGUCAUUAGGAAGUUUCUCAACGACUCCCAGCUGGAGUUUCACGUCCAGAUUAGAUACCUGCAGGAAUACACGGCCCUGGGGACAGCCGGAGGCAUCUACCACUUCCGCGACCAGAUCCUCACGGGCAACCCUAGCUUGUUCUUUGUGCUCUACGCCGAUGUCUGUGGUGAUUUCCCCUUGCUGGAGAUGUUGACAUUUCAUAGACAGCGGGCACCACAAGCUCAGGGCAUCGUGCUGGGCACUGAGGCAACCAGACAGCAGUCUCGCAGCUACGGGUGUGUGGUUGAAGAUAAGGACACGCAUGAGAUUCUGCAUUAUGUGGAAAGACCAGAAACAUUCGUCAGCUCUACCAUCAACUGUGGCGUCUACCUCUUCUCACCCGCUAUCCUGAAGACGCUGGAGGUGGCUUGCAAGAAACGCCUAGAGAAAAACUUCCAUUGUCGGACCCGAUCAAGUGGCGUGCUGUGCCUGCAGCAGGACUUGCUGGUGCCUUUAGCGGGCACAGGGGCACUGUUUAUGUACUUGACUUCUCAGUUCUGGAGUCAGAUCAAAUCUGCAAGUGCUGCAGUUUACGCCAAUCGGCAUUACCUGGCCUCCUAUCAUUUGUCACACCCCGACUACCUGGCCAAGAAUAGACCCGGUUCGCCUAUCGUCCUCGGAGAUGUCUUCAUUCACCCGACUGCUGUGGUACACCCCACUGCUGUGCUGGGACCGAACGUCACCAUAGGACGUGAUGCCACAGUUGCUGCAGGCGCCAGGGUCCGGGAGACGAUCGUACUAGAAGGUGCACUUUUAGAGGCCCAUUGCUGUGUGCUGUACAGUAUUGUCGGCUGGCAUAGUACCGUUGGCGCCUGGGCUCGGGUAGAAGGCACCCCAGAUGACCCCAACCCCAACAAACCAUUUGCUAAGCUAGAACUUCAGAGCAUGUGUUCCAGUGAGGGCAAGCUGAACCCAUCUAUCACCGUUAUAG
Molecule: messenger RNA, 1159 nt
Organism: Candidula unifasciata
Lineage: Eukaryota; Metazoa; Mollusca; Gastropoda; Stylommatophora; Geomitridae
Source: the annotation of a GenBank genome assembly